AUGGCUCUUCAUUCCAUAGAAGACAGUCAGUCUUCAAUAACCAGGUCAUUGCAGGUCAUUAACUCGAUAAAUUGUGUGAUCAGAGAACUCGUUGAGAACUCUAUAGACGCUUUAUCCACUCAAAUUGAAAUAAAAGUCUACAACGGUGGAGCCGAUCUGAUACAAGUUUCUGAUAACGGAUCUGGGAUUUUGGAGUCUGACUUUGAACUCCUCGCCUCGAAGCACACGACCUCUAAAAUUAAGAGGUUCGAGGACCUCUUUUCCUCACUUACGACAUUCGGCUUCAGAGGGGAAGCCCUGUACUCACUAUGUAAUUUGAGUUCCCUGGAAGUUGAGACCAGAGUUGAGUCAAGUGACCUCGGAUGGCACCUUAAAUAUGAUUCAUAUGGCAAUUUAGUAUCAAAGAAUCCAGUGGCAACGAAUGUUGGAACGUGUGUAAGGGUUAGAGGUCUCUUUAAAGACUAUGCAGUUAGGCAAAGACUUCUGGUGAAGAACUCUAAGAACCAGAUUUCAAAAGCAGUAUCGCAAAUUCAGCAGUACUCACUGAUUAACCCGAAUAUUGGAUUUAAGUUCACCUCAGUGUCGAAUAACACCAUUUCGACUCUGUUCUCGACCUCAGGAUCUAACGAAAACAUAAGGUCGGUGGUUGAACAGAUCUUUGGGCAAGAUUUUGCGUCAAAGCUGAUAGACUUUUACAUGGCAGACAACAGGUGGAGGAUCGAAGGACUCAUAUCUAGCCCGUAUGUUGAGAGAGGCUCAAGGGACCUUGAGUAUUUUUAUAUUAACAAGAGACCGAUAGCGAAGACGACGAAGUUUAAGAACUCAAUAGCAGCAGUAUUCAGCCACUUCUCAAGUAGGCCGAGGCCAUCGUUUAUACUGAAUUUAACAAUAGAUUACGAUAAGGUGGACAUAAACCUGUCCCCGGAUAAACGCUCAGCGUUUCUGUUGUCAGAAGAUUACAUAAUCAGAGCAUUCAAAAAUAAAUUGUACGAAAUACUGAAGCCGAAAAAUUUUAGCUCAUCGCAAGUACACUCUCAAAUUUUGACACAGUACUUAUCGCAAUCAGAUGCGGUUGCAGCUGAAAGGGCUGGAGAAGUAUCUCCAUUAACAGUUCCUGAGGUAAAGAGUGAAUCGGAUGAAGAUGAAAGUCAAAAUAAGAGAGAAUUGGAAGAAGAUAAGUCUCAGAAUGAACCCAAAAGAGCAGCAUUGGUAGAUGACAUUGUGGCUACAGAUGAUGCAGUGAAGAAUGAAAUACAGUCAGAUACCUCUGAAGACACAGGUAGUUCACCCGAGAACACAUUGGCGGAGUUCCUCGAUAACGCCGAAGAUGAUGAUGAUGAGGAUGUAGACAGUGAGCUGCUUGAAAUAAAGGAGGAAUUGCUGUACGGAGAUGAUAAGCCGUUCAUACCAUACGAGAACUCACAGCAACUGAUGGAGCCACUGGAUAUCAACAAGGAUGGGCUGGACGACCACAACUUCCUGGACCCGCAGGUAUUCAGGAACAUGAAGCUGGUGGGACAAUUCAACAACAGCUUCAUAAUCACUAAGUUAAACUUCCCAGGAGUUAACUCGGAGUUUAACUACUCUAUAUAUAUCAUAGACCAGCACGCAGCGGACGAAAAGGCAAAGUUUGAAAACUUAAACAAGUCAGUGAAGAUAAAUAAGCAAAGAUUAAUAAACCCGAAGUUGAUAGAACUAUCGCCGUUUCUAACACAGGUGGCGGAACAGCACUUGGAUUUGCUGAUUCUGAACGGAUUUGACACAACAAUCAGCAAGGAAACUGAGCUGGUGAUGUACAAUGACCCUGAAAUUAAAAUGUCAGUCGGAUCCCAAGACCACAUGGCAAAGGGAAUAUACGUGCACACGUAUCCGCAGGUACUAGGGAGAGUACUGGAGGAAGAUGACCUGAUCGACUUCAUAAACCAACUGUCGAGCACAGAGGAAGUCGAGAAGGCGAACUCGAACGAGUAUAUUUGGGGAACGGGCUCGAUUCCCAGACCACAGAAGGUGUGGAAUAUAUUGGCAUCGAGGGCGUGUAAGUCGUCAAUAAGACUGGGGGAUCCACUGUCAAAUGUGCAAAUGAAAACCGUCAUUAGGAACCUGUCGCUGCUAAUACACCCGUGGAACUGCCCACACGGAAGGCCUUCCAUAAAAUGCCUGAUCUCACAUAAUCAGUUGGACAGCCUACUCAACAGAAACAAGUAG
Messenger RNA from Theileria orientalis strain Shintoku, 2205 nucleotides. Its product is annotated as DNA mismatch repair protein. NCBI's taxonomy places the organism in Eukaryota, Apicomplexa, Aconoidasida, Piroplasmida, Theileriidae. Gene Ontology annotation, molecular function: ATP binding; ATP-dependent DNA damage sensor activity; mismatched DNA binding. The record is from RefSeq and is a predicted model, not a curated record. The transcript is spliced from 10 exons. Gene Ontology annotation, cellular component: MutLalpha complex. Gene Ontology annotation, biological process: mismatch repair. Bases 1 to 2205 code for a protein of 734 amino acids.